AUCCCGGCCCCGGCGCUGCCCACGCUGGGGUCCCCAUGGAGGGGACUGCAGGGUCUCAGACGCCCGACCUGCGCGACGUGGAGAGCAAGGUGGGCAGAAAGACCCCCGAAGGGCUGCUCCGCGGGCUGCGAGGGGAGAGGGAGCCGGGGACCGGCGGCGCCCUGCGGCUCCCGGGGACGUCUAGCCCUGGUCACGGCCUGGGGGACAAGCUCGUGACGCUGAGGACGGAGCUGGCUUACCUGCGUGCCAUCGAUGUGCAGAUCCUGCAGCAGCUGGUGACCCUGAAUGAGGGUAUUGAGGCGGUGCGCUGGCUCUUAGAGGAGCGCGGGACGUUGACCAGCCACUGUAGCAGCCUCACCAGCAGCCAAUAUAGCCUGACAGGCGGGAGCCCAGGCCGUUCGCGACGGGGCAGCUGGGACAGCCUGCCAGACAUGGGCUCCACUGAUCGCCUGGACAGUGUCUCCAUCGGCAGCUUCCUGGACACGGUGGCCCCCAGCGAGCUGGAUGAACAGGGCCCCCUGGGAGCUCCCCCGCCAGAGAUGGACUGGGCGAGGGUUAUUCCCGGUGGGGAGAGGGCACGAACUGAGGUGGGCCUGACAGCUACCAGGCUGGAAGGAUUGAAAGCUGGGUGGAAGUCCCCAGGGGAGGGGCUGCCUGUGCCACCAGAGGACGGGAGUGUCAAGCUGGGCUUUGAGACCCAUUGGUACUGGGGCCAGUGCCAGGAUGACGUGACCUUUUUGUAAACAUCUCCUGUGGUUUCUCUUAUCUCUGAGCUCUGCUCUCCCUUAAAACUCUCUAAGAGUCUGAGGCUAGUAAGCCGUUGCCUUGAUGUGUGUACUCUGUGGUUACCAUGGAAACCUGGCCUCACCAUCUCCUUGGUCCCUGAGGAGCCCCUGGCCUUCACCCCUCAGUUAUGAGUCCCUACCACCAUUUCCUUAGAGACAUUGACCCAAGAGGCAGGGCCUCCAGUGUCUGGAGUGGCCCUAGCCCCACCUGCACCCCUCCCACUCUGGUAAGGAUUUGAGGAAUUUAGGAUUGCUAGGGGGGCCCUGGUGAAGAGGCAGGUGUGGUUACCUUACCCCAGGUCUAGACCAUUGAGCCCACUCCCGGCUAAGGUGGGCGGUGACUGAAGAAAGAGACAUGCAGGACUAACCCUCCAUGGAGUAGCCCUCCCAGAGGCCUUUUGAGUGAGUUAACCACCGUUCCUGUCUGUGGAGUGAUGUCAUUUCCUGCCAAGAGGGAUUACCACUUCCUCUGGAACAGUCCUUGGUCAGUGACAGAUGAGUAAAGAGGUGGCAGGAGCCCUUGCUGCUGCUGGGUGACAUCAGACCAUUACUUUUGGUGACCGGAAACCCUGGCCCCUUCGGGCAGGAAGUUUUCUCACUUUCUCACAGCUGCCUGUUCUUGUUUUCAGAAAGGUUACUUCUUGAUCAGUGGUCUCAUUUCAUCUACAGGCUCUCUCCUUUCCCCGGGGCUGCAUCCUUGUCUUCUGCGCCUCGCCCUGUGCUUUGAGGGAGGGAGGCUGGUGGGGGAGGAGGUCUGAAGGGGUGCUCUACCAUCUCUUCUCAAUCAAACCCUGUGGCCUGGCCCUGCCACAGGUCCCUGUCUUCCCCAGGCCCUGGGUUGCCCUGUCCUUGUCUUCUGCCCCAAAUAGGUUGACCAGGACAUACAGCCCUCUCAGCUUUCUCUUCAGACGUCUGACCUUUUGCUGGGGGUCUCAGGUCUGGGGGAGUACGUCACAAUUUCAGAUGAGAGGACAUUGUUCUCUGAUCCUGUGAUUCUCCUUCCUCCACCCAGCUCCAAGCCUUCCACCACUUGGGCACAUGGAUGCCUACUGCAGGCUGGGACACAAGGAAUCCCCUUGUCUGGGGAACAAUGGGGGCGUGGCAUGGAAAGACAAAAGUUCUUUGGUCCCUGCGCCCACAGGAGCUCCUGGGGAGGGAGGGAGAGAAAGGCUUCUUUCCUCCUCUAGAGGAAGCCCGAGACUCCUGAGACCUGGUGAAGGGAGCAGGGGCCUGGCUCUGGGCGUGGGUCCCAGGGCCCUAGUGAAUUACACCAAGGGAGAAAUUCAGGGACACUGCCAACCUGGGGCCCAGAGAAGGGACCGGCAUAGAGAAGCUGGGUGAGGGACUAGGCUAAGGCUGAAGGCUUGAAAAUUGACUCUUUGAAUCCCAGAUAAUUGCCCCAUUUGGCAGUUCUUGUUUUCCCCAGAGGCCCUGAAACUAAAUUCCUGGCCAAGAACUAUUAAUUGGCAAAAAACAGAUAAACCAAAACCUAAACGAAAGGCUAAAAAGGAAAGAAAAGGAUGUCAGGUGGUCUUUAGUCACAGUGCCCAUCUUUGGGGCUCUUCUCCAAAUCCUGCCAGGAAGAAGGGUCUGGGAUUUCCUUUCACUGUUUCAGCUGAUUCAAGAAACUAAGCUUAUUCUACAAGCCUGAGACAGAAGGCAAGAGUGGGGCUUGCUACCUCUAAACUGCUCUGAGAAUCCAAGGAAAUCGAGCAGGUUAUUUACACCCAACUAUGUGACAAAAGGAGGUUGUGUAAUGAUCCCAGGAAACAAUUCGCUGUAUGUAUAUUCCACACACACCCCGCCCCCAAGGGUUAUGUUUAGCAGGAGUUUAACAUGUACCAAACCACCAUCCCCUGCUCCACUGCUUACCUAAAAAGGGGGGCGGGGGGGUGUGGGCACUUCAUGCCUGGUUACCUGUCCCAAUGGCCUGUUUACAGCAUCCUAGUCAGAAGAUGGUCCUACUAUUUCAGCUUCAAAGGAGUUUGUACUGCAAGGGAGGGGGCUGAUGCAUGCUGCUACAGAAAACUCCAUUUUGGAUUUCAAGCAAACUAAAUCUUCAAUUUUGUCCUAUUUCUAGGGUUUUGAUUAACAGCAUGCUCUUUUAUACCCCCCCCCCUCCCAUAUCCCCACUUUGCAGUCUGUGCUGAGGAAAAGAAGGAAGUCCAGGUGAUUGCCCCUACUUCCCCUAAACCCCCAAAGUUUUGUUUUAACAAGCUCCAUGCCAGACUUUCUGGGGCAUACUGUCAAUCUUUGCCACCCCUAAAGACACGGUUUUCACUCCUCUGCUGAAAAUGGGGGAAUUCUCCAAAGUAUUAUAUUCUCAGUCUCUCCUUUCCUUACUACCCCUCCUGGGCCUGGGGCUCUGACCUCCCGCUAUGCUGGGAAUUUGAAUACCCUGUUCUAAUCUCUGCUGUGGAGAGGAUCUAAUCUCUAUCCCAGGAGAGGAAGCCUCAGUUUUCCUUUUAGAAGCUGUCUGGUUGGUGAAGUUGCCCAACCUGAGUCUAAGUGAAGAAGAUGCUCGCCAUCUAGUGGUCAUUGUGUGCCAUUGCCAGGGGUGUUGUCUGCUGUGGAGUUCGGGAUUCCCAGGAAUCCUAUGAAACAGAGGGUUUGGUUUCCUAGGGUGUAAUCUUUAUGGGAGCAGAUGGCUGGGCUGUUAGUUCUCAAGAAGCUGCUGGUGGGUGUGAACCUCUGACCUUUUCCUCUUCCUCGUGGAAUCCCCAACUCCAGGGGAGAGGGCUGAGUGGAACCUCCAAGUUCAAAUAAGACCAGUGUAUUCCUCAGUGCCCAAUAGGGCAGGAACUUGUCCAGGGUAAUCCAUUAUAAAGCAGUAGCAAUGCCCAGGUGAAGGAACCCCCAUCUUAUGCCUUGCCACCCCCCCAGCUCCAUCUAGUUAGCCAGAUUGCCCACCAACAUAAAGGGACUGAAACCAGUUUUCUUACAGUCGGGUUCUCAUGCCACCCUGAGAGGUAGCUCAGUCUUUGGGUGCUGAGAAAAGAGAGCCUGGGUCCAGACGGGGGUGGGACGCACUCUUCUGGACAGUAGACAGUAGACAAGGGAAAUUCAUGCCAGAUCAAACAUUAUCCGUGAAAGGGACAGGUGCGCUAGUCGACCCGGGCCUGCUGGGAGCAGAGCUCCUCAUUCCAUUCCCAUGGAUACCCUGACCGGACUGGAGGCCAGGAACUCUGAGACUUGGGACUCCAGAUGGGGCCACCAGGGUUGGGGUAUCAGGUCAACUGAGUAGGCACCUGAAGGUGCUCGCUGGAGAGGUGGGGUGACUGGGACUGCCAGGAAACUCCUGGUAGGUCUGGGUGUCCUCCCCUAAUCCCUUAGACUCCAGUGAAGUGUCAGACAACCCCAGUGGACACACAUCCUUCGUCCUCGCUCCCUGCUACCGGAAUGGCUGGCUAGGGCUCAGUUCUCCUGUUAAUUUAGCCUGUCUUAUGUCAGCGCAGUUGGGGAGCUCAAAGAGAAAGAAAGUAGGACAAGAGAGAGAGCAGAGAGGCAAGAGAAGAGAUGAAAAAGGGGUGUUGAAGAUGUGUUCCGGGGGAGCACUUUGCCAGGGCGUGGGGAGUAGAGACAGAGAUAAGAGAUAAGGCAUGGUAGCUGUAGAGGUCUGGCGGGGCUGGGCGCGUCAAGGAGACAGGCCCACGUGAGUAGGCAGGUGCAAGGUCUUCCUUGGUUUACAGUCCUUUCCCCUUGCCUUCAAAGCCAACCGUGUAUGUAGCAUCUUCUUAUUUUAAUUGUGAAAAUAUCCAACAAAGCAUUUGCCAAUUCAGUAAUUCUCUCCUUUUUGACUGCUCCUGUUAUCUUUUGAUCCACCUGUACUGCUUCUCUUUUAUGAAGGCCUUGGUGACUACAUUGGGCCUACUGGAAUAAUCCAGGGUUAGCCCCACUCCCCCCUUCCCCAUCUUGAGAUCCUUAAUUCAUAAUCCCUUUUGCCAUAUAAGGUGACUUAACGUGGAUUGCUCUGGGGAUGGGACGCAUGUUUCAGCCUAUCACAGGCAGGGAUGAAAGUUGGGCCGGAGAUUGCCCCCAAACCCAGAAUGAGAGGGAUGGUGCCAAGAGGGGGGUCUCAUGUCUAACAACCUCAAGUGCUUCAUAUGCUGGUGAUGCUAGGGAGAGCAGUUGGGAGAAAUUCUUAAUUAUUACUAGUGGCCCCUUCAGGUCUGGGCCCUUCCUGUGACAAUUCCAAUAGGCUUUGUGUUCACCACUGCCUCCUCUCCGGAACCAUUCUGUGCUCUGGCUCCCGCACGCAGCAAACUAACGUGGACACUUUGGAAAGGGUAGAUUAGUUGUCUUUAAAAAAAAUUCUUGUUUAAAAAGUUUUAGUUAAAAAAAAAAAGUUUUAGUUAAGUCAUCUUCCUGAAAGCACAGAAACUCUUGACAGUUGAUACUAGAGCUUUCUGAUUUUCUUAUUACUUUUUAAUUGCCACUCAGCAUUUAUUUUAUUCCCAAUUUACAUAUUCAGGUUGGUAGGAUUUCAAUGCAUUUUCAUCCACAGGAAUUAAAAAAACAGCACAUAGAGCUUAUAUCCAAGGUACACAUUGUGGCGCAUUUUACCUUUUAGUUUUAGGAAAAGGUGCUGAGCUGCUUGUGCUCUGGUUUACUUUUCUUCUUUUGAUCCUUGAUUCCUGUUUGCAUUCCUUUCCCAUGCGUAUAUAGUUUUGAGUAUGUGUGUAUGUGUAUCUUUGGAAAAAACAUUUAAUAUUGAUGCACUUACAUGUUUUAACAUAUAAAUGAUAUACUUUUACAUAAUCGAAUUUCUGUAAUGAGCUGCCCCCAUAUCUCAGUGAUUUAACACAUUAAAGGUUUAUUUUCACAUA
This is a messenger RNA of Echinops telfairi (small Madagascar hedgehog), 5611 nucleotides long. RefSeq names its product leucine rich adaptor protein 1 (gene LURAP1). The transcript has 2 exons. Lineage: Eukaryota; Metazoa; Chordata; Mammalia; Afrosoricida; Tenrecidae. The coding region runs from base 36 to 743 and encodes 235 amino acids. Gene Ontology annotation, biological process: positive regulation of canonical NF-kappaB signal transduction; positive regulation of cytokine production. The record is from RefSeq and is a predicted model, not a curated record.